Messenger RNA from Suillus fuscotomentosus, 1053 nucleotides. RefSeq lists its product as uncharacterized. Bases 1 to 1053 code for a protein of 350 amino acids. The transcript has 7 exons. Lineage: Eukaryota; Fungi; Basidiomycota; Agaricomycetes; Boletales; Suillaceae. The record is from RefSeq and is a predicted model, not a curated record.
AUGAAUGAUAUUUAUGUCACACUCAGAUCUGAAACCAUUUUUGCUGCUGGCUUAAGUUCAAUCAUUAAAGCUAAGUCACACAAAACUGGCAAGUCAUUUGCUAGUGAUAGACUUAACAAUACAACUACAAGUCAUACUAGUAGUAUGAUACUAGUACUCAGGCUACUUAAAUUUUCAAGUUGUACUGUAGAACUCUCACUGUACACUGUACAGGCUUGUCAGGGAUACACCAACUGUCCUGAUUGUCAAAAUGGACGCCCUCGACUUCCUGAUCCUCAAGUACUCGAACUCCUACAUCACACUGAGACAAAACUUCCCAAGUCAAGCGACACGAAGGUCAAGACUGAAUCAGAACAAGCAAAGGAACCAGGCGAUGGACCUAAGGCCACACAAUUAGGCCGGUAUGGUUCUGUCAAUGAGGUCCUCAUGGCUUCACUUGUAGAAUGGCUAGAAGGUGGUCAACAAGUCGAAGAGGGUAUUUGGCCUGAUCACAAGCAUGAUAUGGCAAAACUGUCUUAUCACUUGUUCCCAAACGUCCGCCAGAAUUCCCACGCAUCGGACAUUGGACUCCAGACAUCGCCCGACACCCUCCGGACAUUGUCCGGUAACCUUCAGACAUCGUUCGACAGCCUUUGGAAAUUAGGGGCACGUACUCGGCUAUAUGAAGAUUUGUCAAUGUGGCACUCAGAGCUCAAGAAGGUUGUUGCAGGUAUUGUGCCCUCCAUGUACAACCUGAUCCCUCCAUCACAUGUCCUGCCUGAACAACGUGCUACCUGGAUUGAAGAAGCUGCUAAGAAGUUGCUGGAAGAUGCUAUCUUUCUAUGCUAUGGUGUUGAUCAAAACAGGAAGAUUAACAAUGCGGCUCAUCCUGAUCUUACUGUACUGCUCGCAGGAGACUGGAUGUCUUCUGGAAUGAGUUACCACUUGAAUGCUUGGCACUGGUUUUGUUACGCCUGGGAUGAGUCGAGCCAUCCAAGUCCGAACAAACGAUCUGCUAAGCAGCGAGACGGACAUGGUUCUUCUCUCAGAUGGGAGGUCAAGGUUUCUGGCUAA